AGACAAUUCGAAUAUCGUGUCACUAUAUCAUAGAUACGAAUAGAGGCACAGAAAGCUGCAGUUGAUGCAAGCUUCAGGGAACCUUUCGCCUGACGUCGUUGGAUCGACCUCCGCGAGACCUCCGCAACUACUCCUACCAUGACCUCCACCAACCCAACCCUCGACGACGAACUCACCUCCAUCAACUCCAUAUUUAACGAAUCAACCUUGACGCCAAUCUCCGAAGAUCCUCUAAUAUGCACCCUGACGCUCCCCUCCCUCCCCUCCGUCUCCCUGCGCCUCGAAUUUCCCCCCUCCUACCCUGACGCCCCUCCCUCAAUCCUCGGCACCCAAACCGUCGGCGACGACAUCCCAAAGGGCGUAGGAACCCACAUCGUCGACAUCGCCCGCGCCACCCUCGCGGAAAUAUACACAAUCGGCGAACCCUGCAUCUACGACCUCCUCGAAGAGCUGCGGGAGGCGCUCGAAAAGGCGCAGGACGACGGGAGAUUGGGGAUUCACGAGCACGAGCACGAGCACGAGAUCCAAGAGGAUCUGAGCAGUAGAAGAGCUAGGGACGAAGCAGCUGUGGAAGGGUUGGGGGAGGCUCCGCCCUGGACCCUCGCGCCCCCGAUCUCAGAGAAGAAAUCGGUCUUCCUCGCGCGCGUCGCGCGUGUCGACUCACCCGCACAAGCGAAAUUGUUUCUAGCGCAUCUACUUGCGACGGAUAAAAAGGCGGCGAAGGCGACGCACAACAUCACUGCGUGGCGGAUACGGGGGUCAGAUAACGCGCAUGCGGGGGCGGAUAUCACGUAUCAAGACUGCGAUGACGAUGGCGAGACGGCGGCGGGAGGGCGGGUGCUGCAUCUCAUGCAGCUGAUGGAUGUAUGGGAUGUUAUGGUGGUGGUGACGAGGUGGUAUGGGGGUGUGCAUUUGGGGCCGGAUCGGUUUCGGAUAAUUAACAGCGCGGCAAGGGAGGCAUUGGUGUUGGGGGGUUUUGUUAAAGGGGAGGCGGAGGGGAAGGGGAGGAAGAAACCUUGAGAUAUCGAAGAGCUGAUAGGAUCAUUCCCGAUAUUCUGGAUGUGUGUCGAAGCACCUCAUGCAGCGGCAAGACAUUGUACACAGAUACGGUGGAGAGAGCACAUCGCCAGGAUAUCGAGAAGCAUGUUGAAGGACUUCAUGCAGCGGCAAAGCGCUGUACGCAGAUGGAGUGGAAAUGUUGUUUAGUCGACAUCCUGAAAAUCUGAUGAAGUACCUCAGACGCUGCUAAAGCACUGCACAUAGACUCAAUCGAGCAACACCUUAUACAUU
This is a messenger RNA of Mytilinidion resinicola, 1290 nucleotides long. Its product is annotated as UPF0029-domain-containing protein. The coding region runs from base 139 to 1020 and encodes 293 amino acids. Gene Ontology annotation, biological process: regulation of translational initiation. NCBI's taxonomy places the organism in Eukaryota, Fungi, Ascomycota, Dothideomycetes, Mytilinidiales, Mytilinidiaceae. Gene Ontology annotation, molecular function: protein binding. The record is from RefSeq and is a predicted model, not a curated record. The transcript has a single exon. Gene Ontology annotation, cellular component: cytoplasm.